AUGAGCAACUUUACGCCAUAUGCGAAAUGUAUGCGAGCGAUAACGAUCGAAAUAGGUAAAGAGGGAGCAGAAUGCCUUAUGAAGCAAAAGAGAAUAAGGGUUGGGUUAACUAUGUGCCAGGUCGAAAGGCGAAAACUGAUAAGGAGAUGUGUGAGAUGCUGGUCCACGUCGCAUCUUGUUAAAGAUUGCACUGGAGAAGAUCGAAGCAACAGGUGUUUUAAUUGUGGUGAAAGAGGGCACCAGGCCAAGGAGUGUACUAGUGAAAAGAAAUGCCUGAAUUGUGGAAUGAUAAGGCACAGCGUAAGUGCGACGGAAUGCCCAACAAAAAAUAGAGGACCAUGGGAAAGAAAGGUGGAAAAAAGAGCGAUACCGACACGAGACAAACAACAGAGAGAUAUCGAAGAAAGAAGAGAUCAGAAUAGAGAAGAAAGCGAUGAGAUGGAGGUAAAACGACAAGCAGAGAUUACUGAACAACGAAACGAAAAAGAAAAGAGAGUGGAGGAAGAACAACACGAGCAAAGAGUAAACGACGAAGAAAAGAAAGGGAAAAAGAAGGAAGAUCUACAAUUUAAGAAGGUUGUAGGGAAGAGGACAGGGAACAAAGAGAGCAGAAAGGACACUCAAGGUAUCUCAAAGCUCUCCCCGACUAGACAGACAAAAUGA
Molecule: messenger RNA, 663 nt
Organism: Onthophagus taurus
Lineage: Eukaryota; Metazoa; Arthropoda; Insecta; Coleoptera; Scarabaeidae
Source: RefSeq, a predicted model, not a curated record